Molecule: messenger RNA, 1134 nt
Organism: Nematolebias whitei (Rio pearlfish)
Lineage: Eukaryota; Metazoa; Chordata; Actinopteri; Cyprinodontiformes; Rivulidae
Product: 52 kDa repressor of the inhibitor of the protein kinase
Exons: 5
Coding region: 199-930 (243 amino acids)
Molecular function (GO): protein dimerization activity
Source: RefSeq, a predicted model, not a curated record
GGUUCGGGGGGUUCGAACGAACCGCCCACUUUGCCAAUGAAGUCCCACCUACAACUCCCGCGAGAUAUAGAACUGCGAGGUGAAGACGACGUUCACGCUGUCCUGGCUUGGAAGGCAACACGGUGGAUUCAAACGGUUUCUGUGCUGGAUACCAACCUUGAUGGGUAGGUGCAAGCAGACAUCAUACAUGCACAUACAAUGGUGUCUGAGAUCCAAUGUGUGUACACAUCUCUGAGGGAAGAUGUCAGGGAGUCAUUCCAACUGGUCUAUGACCAAGCUGUGCGUAUGGCUGACAAAGUGGGUGUGACACCAUGCAAGCCCCGCAUCACAAAGCGUCAGCAGCACCGGAGCAACAUUCCAUCUGAAGAUGUGUUCAGUCACUACAGGCUGAACCUUGCCAUUCCAUUCCUUGAACACAUCAUAACAAACCUGGAAGCUCAAUUUUCUUCCCUGUCUGCCACAGCUAGCUCCUUGUUGGGACUAGUGCCAUCUGUGAUAUGCAAUCGUCAUCUCGACACCACAGAGAUUGUGAGCAUGUAUGCCGAAGACCUACCCAGUCCAGAACUUGUUGACCAAGAGAUUACAAGGUGGAAGUUGAAGUAUGGCAGAGUGCCUGGGUCACAGAGGCCGAACACCCCUGCAGGUUCCAUUAAAGAGUGUGACCGAGACCUGUACCCCAACCUGCAUGUCCUACUUCAACUGGCCUGCACACUCCCUGUCACCUCCUGCGAGUGUGAGCGCAGUGCCAGUGCCCUUCGUCGACUGAACAGCUACAUGCGGGCAUCAAUGGGGAAGGAGCGUCUCUCAUCACUGGCACUACUUCACAUUCACUACAGCAAACACAUUGACCUUGACAGAGUUGUUGAUGUGUUUGCAAACAAACACUCGAGGAGGAUGGAGCUGGACUCACUUGUCUAUCCAGAGAUAUAAGAUGUUGGACAAAACUGUCUUAUGCAUUGUAAAAAAAAAAAGGUUUUGCAAAACUACAUUUGUCUUGAGAAAUUUUAAUCUUACUCUAUAGUGUCAUUUUUUUAUGUGUAGAUGUGGAUUGUAUUGUAUUUUUCAAUUCAUUAAUUUCAUUCAUAAAAAACAAUGUCUAACAAAGCAAAGUAAAAAGAUGAGUUAUUUUUGCAA